Messenger RNA from Telopea speciosissima, 4069 nucleotides. RefSeq lists its product as uncharacterized. NCBI's taxonomy places the organism in Eukaryota, Viridiplantae, Streptophyta, Magnoliopsida, Proteales, Proteaceae. The record is from RefSeq and is a predicted model, not a curated record. The coding region runs from base 482 to 3547 and encodes 1021 amino acids. The transcript is spliced from 4 exons.
GAGAGAAGGAGGGAAGAGAGAGAAACAGAAAGGCGGGAAGAGGGGGAGGGUGAGCAAGUUGGGCGAUGGUGGAGGUAUUGAGGUUAAGCCCAUGCCUUGGAAUCUAUGUGUAAGGGCUAGGGUUUCAGACAAUCUCCAAAACAAGUAAUGGCUUAUUCUUCAUCGGGUACUUGGCAGCAAAAGAUUCGAAUCAUGCCGCAUCGAUAGAUUUGUCAGUUUUACCGGUAUUGAGUGAUCAUUAGAGCUCAUGCUAUGAGUACUGUCACCAACAACAUAUUAUUUUGAAGCUCCUCAAUUUUAUCUUAAGAAGGUUGUCGUGGACAAGCUUACAACGUCAUAUGUUGCAGAGAAUCACCUGGGUAUUGGUGUCAAAACACGAUAUUCCUCCCUCAUUAUAAACAACGAAGUGAACAGAAGAAGUAGCUUUAGCAUGCUACAAGGACUAUAUACUUGGAGGUACUCUACCUGUUUGUGAAACAGUAUGAAGCUUGAAGACUUUUUUACCUUGACCGAGAUGAAGGAUGGGCUCACUGCCCUUGCUAGAGUUGAAGAGCUAAUCUCCAUAAUGCAGAAGGAGAAAGAUUCUGUUCUGAAGAAUGUCAGAGAGGCAGCAAGACAGUGGUCCACUGUUGCAAGUACCUUAGCAGCAACAGAGAGUAAGGACUGCCUUGAUCGUUUUGUUCAGCUAGACGGACUCCACUUCCUUGACCAUUGGCUUCAGGAGGUGCACAAAUGUAGUGAUGAAAUCAGUGAUAGUUUUGCGGAAGAGUCAAUCACUUCACUUUUAUCAGCACUUGAGAAGCUGCCCAAAGACAAGGAGAGAUUAAUUUCUUCUGGCAUCAAUGUGUCUGUGAAGGAUCUUUUUGGCCACAAGAGCACAAGGGUUCAAGAUAGGGCAAGAGCUCUAUUUGAAGGUUGGAACCAGGUAAGGGAUGAUGAUGCAGAUCACCAAGAUAUUGGGAAACGUGGGGCAUGCCUGGAGGAUGAGAUUACAGCUAGUGCAAAAGGAACUGCAGAGAGUGGAUGCCCAGAACAGUCAGAUGCCAGCGCUUCUCCUUUGAUAGGAAGUGCUGAUGAGGAUAAGCAUUUAAUAGAGCCUUCUGGUGGUGAAUUUCAGCGCUUACAAAGUUCCGAUGGUUCUCAUUAUCGUAGUGUUGAAGAUGCAAAGUUCCACAUGUCUACAAAUCAGCAUACCUCUCUUGUACCUUCGAACCACGCAGAUCAGGAUGGAUUUCAAGUAUGUGCUCUGGAAGGCCAAUCUAUUGCAGAAGAAUCCUCUUUACAUCCUGCAGAAAAAACAGCCGGCACUGGGACAUGCAGUUCUCCAGUUCUGCUGAAAGGUACUGCCGAGGGCAAGUCCUCGGAUAUUCUAGAGCUGAAAGAUGCUGCAGAGGAUGGGAAAGAAACAGAUGGGGAGAAAGGUAGCCAAGAUAAUUCUGGUAGAGAGGAAACUGUUUCUGUUUCUACCUCAUUGGGGUCCAAAUGUAUUUCGUCAACCGCUAAUCAUCUGCAGUCUGUGAUGGAACCUGCUGCUGAAGAAACACUACUUUCUGAGGUAAAGGAUGUGUCUGUUGAUGAUGGGUUGCUCAAGCAUUCCAGAAGUACAGAAGAUUUCAAUACUGCAGGUCAAGGCGAUGAAUGUCUUUCUAAUAGUUCACAGGACUUUCAUAGUGACAGGCAUAAAUUGAGGAGGGCAGAGAGCCUGGAGACUUCCUUCUGCAGGGUUGAAGAUGUUGGAGCCGUAUCCAAUGUUAAAGAUCUUGCUGGUGAGUCUAGUUCAAAGGUAUGCAGAAGAGAGGAAUUGGCAAUCCCUGCUGAUGUCCCCAAACUGAAGAGGGAUGCAAAAGCCUCUGGAAAGAUAGAAAAGAGAAAAUCAGAAAUGGAACUUGAGUAUGGAAUGGAUGAUGCAUUAGAAUUGGCUCGGCAAGUUGCUAAGGAAGUGGAGAGAGAGGUAGUGGAUAACAGAGAACCAUUCUGCAGCUCCUCUUCUGAGAAAAAUUCUGAAGGUGGAGUAGUUCUGCCUGGUAGUCCUGAUUCCAUAAAUGAUGAGAAGGACCAACUCAUGACAGGGCCACAACAUGAUGUGCCAACCGGACACAAUCUUUCUUGUGGGGCCUCUUCUCCAAAGGAGGAUGAGAGUUUAAUGAGUUCAAAGGAUGUUGACACCAAACUAGAAAAGCGUACACAAGACCCUGGGUCCUCCCAAGUGAAUGAGGCCGCUCAAGAAGCAGCAGGUAACAGUGAAAGGAGCCCGUGUGGUUUUGAUCUUAAUGAGGAAGUCUGCUCAGAGGAAAUGGCUAGCUCACCAACUCCCAACUCUGCCCCUAUUGCUGUAUACACAACAAAAGCAACAGCAGCUACUGCAAUUCCUGCAGCUCCUUUGCAUUUUGAGGGGGUUUUGGGAUGGAAGGGCUUUUCUGCAACCAGUGCUUUCCGUCGCCCAGCUCCGCGCAAGACUCCAGAUGGUGAGAAGACUCUCUCGGUUGAAGGGAGCAGCCACAGUUCCAAGUACAGACAAGAUGUCCUUGAUAUCGAUCUGAAUGUGGAUGGGGCUGAUGAUGAUGCUAUCACAGACCCAACUUUUGCAAAACAAAACCCCGAGUCCUCGAGUCUCCCUUCUGGAGAAUCUUCUGUCGAGGUAAGUUCAAGAAGAGCAGAGAGGCUUAAGUUGGACCUUAAUCGUUCUGGUGACAAUGAAGAUGCUCCUUUAUCUGAUUCAAGGAUGGAAGGCCAGUUCCUUCACCACCACAGAAACGGGCAUCGAAGUCCAUCCCCUGCCUCAUCAUCAUCAUCAAGGCAGCCUCCAGUGAGAAACUUUGAUUUGAAUGACAGCUCGUAUUUCUUUGAUGAUACUUAUGAUCAGCGGAGGCUUGGUAAAUCACCUUGCGAAGACAUGAAUGGACACACAGGUUUUAAGGUGGAUGAUCAUUUCAUGAUAAUGGGAAAGAAAGUGGACGUCAACCUAAAAGAUUGUACACCUCAAACUCGUUCCUUCAUACCAAAUGGGCAGGUUGGUGAAUCCUUGAUGGAGACUGGCAUGGCGAGAUCUGGUGGUGGUGUUAUGGCAUCCCCAGCAAUUGCUCACACAGCCUCACCUUCUCGGUUGUUUGGGUACGGUGGCCUGACAGCAGGGCCCUCCAUGUCUGUCACACCAGCAGUGUAUGGGCCUAGCAAUGGUCCGUACAUGGUAGAUUCUAGAGGGGCUCCUGUUUUACUGCAGAUAAUGGGCUCCCCGGCAGCUGAUCCACCUUCCUAUUCCCGAGGGUCUUUCUUUACCAGCAUGCCAUCAGGUUUGAAUGGGGUUGGGCCUUCACAAUCUGGCAUUGAUCUCAAUUCAGGCUUGAUGAUGGUUGAGGGCAGUGAGAGCAGGGAAGCAGCAGGGGGUUUGAGGGAGCUGUUUGUUCAGGGGCAGGGUGGGUCUGUGGAGGAGCAGAUGAGGUCUGCCUCACUGCCUAUGAAUUCAAGGGUGGGAAUCAGGCGGAAGGAACCCGACGGUGGGUGGGAAUCAUAUCCGGUUGGUUAUAAACGGCAAGCACCAUGGAAUUAGAAAGUUUUGUAUUGUUUACCCAAGGCUCGCUUAAUCCUUUGGGAGGAGCUCUGCCUUUUUAGGAAAGGAUAACAGAAAAAGGUGCUUACAUUACCAGAGAUGGUGCAGAAGAUAGAUGAGCCCAUUGGCUUAUGUGGAAGGGACGUAGUUUAAACUUUAAACUGAAUAAGGCUAGAGGAUGGAUGGAUGGAUUGGCAAGCAAGAGAUGGGAGGAGUCGGUGGGAGAGAGGGGGGGAGAGGGGGGGGGGGCGCUUUAGUGUAGGCUUGAUUGUUCAUUUUUAUUCUUAUUUAUUUUCUUGUUUAUUUUUCAGUUCUUCAUAGAAGGCCAUUACAACCAGAAAGGGGAAGAAUAGCUGGGUCACCUUGUCUCUCUGUAAAUCUCUCAUAAAUAUCAACAGGAAAUGAAAGAAUUGGGUUAUCAUUUACUCGGUAUUUGCUGUCUAUGCCUUGUAACUCUCCUGAAGCCAACUCAUUGUACAGACUGUCACAUUCAUUCUGGGGAAAUAGAGAUUCUAGGCGUUC